This is a messenger RNA of Mytilus trossulus (common blue mussel), 486 nucleotides long. RefSeq names its product fibrinogen-like protein 1. NCBI's taxonomy places the organism in Eukaryota, Metazoa, Mollusca, Bivalvia, Mytilida, Mytilidae. The transcript has 2 exons. Bases 31 to 486 code for a protein of 151 amino acids. The record is from RefSeq and is a predicted model, not a curated record.
UGUCCGACUAUCAUCGUAGUAAGACUCCAAAUGUACUGUACUUUGAAUUUUCAUUCAGGUAACGAAAACAUGCACAAAAUUUCGUCCCAUGGAAGACAUGCACUAAGAGUUGAAUUGUCAGACUUUGAUAACCAAGAUAGAUAUGCGGAGUAUAAAACGUUUUCAAUUGGUGACGAACAGGAUGGAUACCAGAUUGCUGUUAGUGGUUAUUCUGGAAAUGCUGGAGAUUCUUUAAUUUAUGGCCACAGUGGUAUGAAGUUUUCAACUUUUGACAGAGACAAUGACUAUUAUUCUCAAAAAAACUGUGCAGAACUUCAUGGUGGGGCGUGGUGGUAUGCAAGAUGUUAUGCUUCCAAUCUAAACGGAAAAUACUUGCCUGGUCGAAUUGAUUACAGUGUGAGCGGAGACAAGUCCAUUGUAUGGCAUUCAUGGCAUGGCGAUGACUACGGUUUAAAAUCAACAAAAAUGAUGAUUAGGAAAUACUGA